Molecule: messenger RNA, 6637 nt
Organism: Synchiropus splendidus (mandarinfish)
Lineage: Eukaryota; Metazoa; Chordata; Actinopteri; Syngnathiformes; Callionymidae
Gene: slc7a10a
Product: solute carrier family 7 member 10a
Exons: 11
Coding region: 743-2224 (493 amino acids)
Biological process (GO): D-serine transmembrane transport; D-alanine transmembrane transport; amino acid transmembrane transport
Cellular component (GO): membrane
Molecular function (GO): L-amino acid transmembrane transporter activity; neutral L-amino acid transmembrane transporter activity
Source: RefSeq, a predicted model, not a curated record
CUGGUUUCCCUCGUCGACCAGCAGCCAGACUCGUUUCAACAGUCUGCCAUCCAGUCCCCGUCUUUGUUUUGAGUUGCUUCAGGCAGAGGCAGAAACCUUCACAAGGCAAUGGUGCAAAUGUUUGCUAAUGCUAACGACACUGAGCCCAAAACAAAUGCAAGUCAAAGGUCGCAGUUUUGACGGCAACUGCAGCAGGAAACCACAGGGAGCCACUGGAUUCUGCUUUUAUAACACACAUGUAUGAUGGAACUGAUGGACGCUCUGUCAUCCGGGAGAGACUCAGAGUGGAACCUCAGCUCCUCCCAGACACGAGACUUGUGCUGUGAUCAACUGGGGGGAGGCCCUGGGGCAAACCCAGGACCGUGCGGAGCGUGGGUCUCUGGACCUCUUCACCUCAGCCGCUGCCCUCGCGACCUCGGUCAAGAGGAGGACACGUUUGAUUUGAGUGAGUGAUGUUGACUGUCACGUAUUCAUGAUAAUAACACAACUAUAUGUAUAAUAAUAAUAAUUGUGGGUCAUAAUUAUUUUUUGAUGAUUAUUUACAGCGGCCACAUUUCAUUGACGUCACGAUCCGACAGCCUCACCUCGUCAGUUCACCUGAGUGGACGCGAGGCGGCUGUUGCGCAUGCGCGCGGCGGCGGCGGCGGCUCAGAUGUAGUGUAACAAGGACGGAGCAGGGACCGGAGCCUGGUUCAGUCUGCUGUGUCUGGUCCGAGCCGAGGGUCGUGAGUCCGGCGGGGAGAUGGAGGACCAGGAGAAGAGGAAGAAGGAUGACGAGCGGGUCGCGCUGAAGAAAGAGAUCGGACUUUUGAGCGCCUGCGCCAUUAUUAUAGGCAACAUCAUCGGCUCUGGAAUCUUCGUGUCUCCCAAGGGGGUGCUGGAACACGCCGGCUCCGUGGGCCUGUCCGUCAUCGUGUGGGUCUGCGGGGGCGGCAUCUGCGCCCUGGGCUCCAUGUGCUACGCCGAGCUGGGCGUCACCAUUCCAAAGUCUGGAGGAGACUAUUCCUACGUGACGGAGAUCUUCGGCGGACUGGUGGGCUUCCUGUUGCUGUGGAGCGCCGUGCUCAUCAUGUACCCCACCACGCUGGCCGUCAUCGCCCUGACCUUCGCCAACUACGUGCUGCAGCCCGCCUUCCAGAACUGCCUGCCGCCGUACGUGGCCACCAGGCUGCUGGCCACCAUUUGUGUCUUGUUCCUGACCUGGGUCAACUGCUCCAGCGUUCGCUGGGCCACCAGGAUCCAGGACGUCUUCACCGUGGGGAAGCUGCUGGCCCUGGCUCUCAUCAUCAUCGUGGGCCUGGUGCAGAUCUGUCGAGGGCACUACGAAGCCCUGCGGCCCAGCGUGGCCUUCCAGUUCUCCGAGGAGCCCUCGGUGGGGCAGAUCGCGCUGGCCUUCCUGCAGGCCUCCUUCGCCUACAGCGGCUGGAAUUUCCUCAACUACGUGACGGAGGAGGUGGUGGAGCCGCGCAAGAACCUCCCGCGGGCCAUCUACAUCUCCAUCCCUCUGGUGACGCUGGUCUACACCAUGACCAACAUCGCCUACUUCUCCUCCAUGAGUCCUGAGGAGCUGCUGGCCUCCAACGCCGUGGCGGUGACGUUCGGGGAGAAGCUGCUGGGAAUGUUUUCCUGGGUGAUGCCCAUCUCCGUGGCCCUGUCCACCUUCGGGGGCAUCAACGGGUACCUGUUCACCUCCUCCAGGCUCUGCUUCUCCGGGGCCAGAGAGGGUCACCUGCCGCACCUGCUGGCCAUGAUCCACCUGAAGAACUGCACCCCCAUCCCGGCCCUGCUGGUCUGCUGUCUGGCCACCAUCAUCAUCCUGUGCAUCGGAGAGACCCACAACCUGAUCAACUACGUGUCCUUCAUCAACUACCUGUCGUACGGAGUGACCAUCGCCGGGCUGCUCUACCUGCGCAGGAAGAGACCCAACCUGCUGCGACCCAUCAAGGUCAACCUGCUGAUCCCCAUCAGCUACAUGGCCUUCUGGGCCGUGCUGCUCUGCUUCAGUCUCUACUCGGAGCCCGUGGUCUGCGGCCUGGGGAUGGUCAUCAUGCUGACCGGCGUGCCCGUCUACUUCGUGGGAGUCUGGUGGAAGAACAAACCCAAGUGGAUCCACCGGCUGAUGGAGAAGAUCACGUACGUGGGCCAGAAGACGUGCUACGUGAUGUUCCCUCAGCAGGACCCCUCGGAGGUGGAACCCCUGGCCUCCUCCAAAGCUACAGACUGAGCCGGCAACUUGUUUUUUUCUACACUUUUCUACACCAGCGGGUCCAAGGCCUUUUGUGUGUGGGGGGACUAAAACCAGGGUUUGGAUGUUGUGAUGUCGGACCUUCUGCCGGACGUGUUCCACAGUCUCUAAAACCGUUGCGCUAACGUGCCUUAUCAGAUCUUUGCUUGUGUACUGCGACGACGCGGGAAAGGGGGGGUCGCGACCUCCACACGGACCCCGUGGCGGGAUUGUCGGGACCUCACGGCGGAGGACUUUACUUGAGCCCACGACACGAUGGACCUCCUAUCCCCCCCCGCCUGUAUCUCAGGCUCCUUGCUUCAGUAACCUGUUUACAUCCUGUAGAGGACUAACAAGCUCGGAACAGGCCUUUGAUAAAAGCUAGCAGACACAUUAACCUCCACGCUUCGUCCGUCUCCCUUGAUUCGUCGCGUCUUCAGAAGGAGUCCGGAGAUGAAGUCGGCUCCGUUCAUGUGGCUUUGAUCUAGCUGAUGCUAAAAAGACGCGGGACGGAGCUUCUGACAAUGAGGUGGUGACCUGCAAGGUAGAGCAGUUGGAGCUGCGAUGUAGAAACACAGCAACCGAGAGGCGCCUGCAGGUGGCGCGAGCCUCGUGUUCACACAGCAGGGGAUCCACUUCUGCUCCCAGGGUCCCGGUCAGGAGCGGCGGCGAGACAACUGAGCGAGCAGAGAGUCAUGCGAUGACCGUGGCCUCCAGCCGGCGGAGGCUUGGUGAAGCAGUGUCCCCGCUCUGAAGAUGAGGACGCUGCUUCGUGAAUUACAACCAGCUCCACUGACCUCACGGCCCAGACGGCUCUGGCGUCAAGAAGGCAGCCGUGAGUCGCAUGUCAGCGCCAUGUUCUCCCUGAUGUUGGUGACAGGAUCCACGGGAAUAGUAAACACUGAAUGGAAGUUCGCUGAGAUCAAGAGCUGCGACGGACCUGAACUGGCUUAGUUCUAAUUUGAAGCUCUGACGUGACGUAAAGGCCUCAGGUGCUUCCGAGUUCUCCCUGCUAAUGAGCCUAAGCUUUAGCCCACACCGGGCGCUGACAGGUGGAUGUUGCUGAGGCCCAGGCGCCGCCUCAGGGUGGCGCUCAUGUGAGGGUGCUGCAGCUGGGCUCCUCGCUGCUCCUGUCUCUGCUUGUCCCAGCCAGGGCUGGUGGGAUGACCUCAUAACCUGCUGCACAUGCACGUGCCAGUUAUGUCAGUCCGUGACGCGGAAAGUGACGAGGAGUCAAAGUUGCAAUUGUUUCAUUACUAAAUGACUACGCCGACGUUUUAGCUGUAUUUUAGCCCUGUGGCAGGACGUCCACCCCCUCGUCCAUCAUUCAGUUGUUUUUCUUUAAAUGGUACUUUAAUCCAUAAGAGAAAAGUCUUCAUCAAACACUGUCCUCAUCUUCAGAGCUCAAUAGGUGGCGCUCUUGGCUUCAAAAUGAUGUGAGAGCUCAGUGAAGACAAAGGAUGAAGGUGAAGAGUGAGGAUGAAGAGUGAAGGUGAAGGUGAAGAGUGAGGAUGAAGAGUGAAGGUGAAGAUGGAGAGUGAGGAUGAAGGUGAAGAGUGAAGGUGAAGAUGGAGAGUGAGGAUGGAGAGUGAGGAUGAAGAGUGAAGGUGAAGAUGGAGAGUGAGGAUGAAGAGUGAAAGUGAAGAUGGAGAGUGAGGAUGAAGAGUGAAGGUGAAGAGUGAAGGUGAAGAUGGAGAGUGAGGAUGGAGAGUGAGGAUGAAGAGUGAAGGUGAAGAUGGAGAGUGAGAAUGAAGAGUGAAGGUGAAGAUGGAGAGUGAGGAUGAAGGUGAAGAGUGAGGAUGAAGAGUGAAGGUGAAGUCGGCGAGUGAGGAUGAAGGUGAAGAGUGAGGAUGAAGAGUGAAGGUGAAGAUGGAGAGUGAGGAUGAAGGUGAAGAGUGAAGGUGAAGAUGGAGAGUGAGGAUGAAGAGUGAAAGUGAAGAUGGAGAGUGAGGAUGAAGAGUGAAGGUGAAGAGUGAAGGUGAAGAUGGAGAGUGAGGAUGAAGAGUGAAGGUGAAGAGUGAGGAUGAAGAGUGAAGGUGAAGAUGGAGAGUGAGGAUGAAGGUGAAGAGUGAGGAUGAAGAGUGAAGGUGAAGAGUGAAGGUGAAGAUGGAGAGUGAGGAUGAAGGUGAAGAGUGAAGGUGAAGAUGGAGAGUGAGGAUGAAGACUGAAAGUGAAGAUGGAGAGUGAGGAUGAAGACUGAAAGUGAAGAUGGAGAGUGAGGAUGAAGGUGAAGAGUGAAGGUGAAGAUGGAGAGUGAGGAUGAAGAGUGAAAGUGAAGAUGGAGAGUGAGGAUGAAGACUGAAAGUGAAGAUGGAGAGUGAGGAUGAAGGUGAAGAGUGAGGAUGAAGAGUGAAGGUGAAGUCGGCGAGUGAGGACUCGGUGACACAGAGCUCACGGUCAGAUUUAUUGACAGCAAAUGAGAAAAUAAACUUGAUGUCAGUUGAGGUGUGUUGACAGAGCAGCGGCAGCAGCGCUGGCGUCACACACAGCACGUCAUCAACCGUCCACUCCACACCAAGACUUGGCGGCUCGCCCGGCGUCUCUGGCUUAGAUAUGAGACAUUCAGUGGCUCUACUCAGAGUCCCAGAGAGACGACAGUGCUGCGCAGCACGAUGCACUGGUGAGAGCUGAGGGGACCUCGCUCCGCCACAGGACCUCACGGUGGAGGAGUAGCAGAUCGACUCGGCCUGAAGCUGACACGAGCGGGACACGUCUGGGUGACUCGGGAGUGGGUCACGUUCUAAGUGACUCCGGGACACAACCGCUGAAGCAACGGCAGGCGGAAGCUGAAUCUGGGGCUCAAAUCUCCUGAAAAAGACGAGACCCUGCUCCGAGGCCGCGUCAGACGAGCCUGGAUUAUAAUCCCUCCGGUGGUAAUCUCAUCACAGGCCGACCACGACAUGGACCUCAGUCAUUCACGACUGCCGAGCAGACACAGUCAUCGAUCAGCCUCUGGUUUAUUGAGGGAGGAAACCAGAGUGCCGAGCCCCCACAGGCAGAGAGGAAGGUCCACACCUGGUGAGGCCCCUGACGGAGCGCGAUCAUGUGACCAGGCCUGUUUGGGCUCCAGACGCGGCGUGAUGCGUCGCUGCCCUCACUCCCGUCUCCAGAGAAGAGCCUGACGCAGACGUUUGGCCCUGAAGCAGCCGCGCGAUGAGCCAGCAGGCACAGCUCGUCUGGAGACCCUGGUGGGACCGAGUCUCCGGCGGGAAGCUCGGUGCAGCCGCCACAAGCCCCGGCCCCUGACUGACCCGCUCUAGCACCCUACAUCACCAGGAGGGACCUGAUGGGGUCGCACUUGGUUUCACUCGUCUCAAGAGGCGCGGCGCCAUCAGGUGGUCAUCACGUUUGGAUGCGCAAAGCAACACAGCGGUUUAAGGCAUUUCGCAGAAGGAGAAGACACGUUGCUGAAGAAAAGACGGAGCGACGUCUCCAGUGGCUCGUGAGACGGGCAGCAGCGAUGAGCGACUUGAGCGUGACGCCAGUUGGAUGGGCGUGGCCCAUGACUGGGCGGAGCCUGACACCAGCCUCGCCCCGUGCAGUGAAGGAGAAUAGGAAACAUCCCAGAGAAGGAAGCCAGAAUCGGCAGCUCCACUCCACUCUCGGACCUGGUUCUGGCCCCGGUCUCCUCUGCUCCAGACAGCCAGGGAAGCAGAAGGCCGCUCGGCGGGUCACAGCUCUCGGCGGCACGUUAUGGCUCCGGCGUUGGCACUGAAGGUGACGCUCCGAGCCUCUUCUGGGACGGACGGCUCGGGCUGCGAAGGACACUUAGCAGAGAAGGCCCAGCUGAUCUUCAGCAGGUGGACGCCCCCCUCCCUGAGCCGCAGCCGUCCUCACGGCAGCGCCGCCUCUUGACCUCCCGCUCUCCCUUCCCUCCAGAGGGGAAACCGGCCGCACCUGGGGACCCGCUGUCGGAGGGCGGAGUCCUGGGCUGAGUGAGUGGCUCUGUGGGGGCCGCAGGGGUCGGGGCCGGCGACACGGGUCCGAGCGGAGAGUACCGUCGGAGGGAAACACCCUUCAGGUUCAAGGCCAGCUCCAGGACCAGUUUUCUGGAGGUGCGAGGUUGGCACGCAGCGACCGGCGUCUCCGCGGAGGUGGGUGGAGUCGGGCUGUCGCGGGACGCGUCCGCCUGAGGACUGUGAGGCUGGGACUCAGGAGUCCUGCCGACUGGGGACUCGCCGCUGUCCAGUGACUGGUACGACAGAGGAGACGCCGGACUCUCUGACGCCUCCAUGGAGGCGGAGCAGGCUCCUCCCAUGUUGCAUCCAUCAGUGGGGGUCGCCGGGUCCCCCACCGCUCUGUAGCAGUGGAGGCCCAGGUCGAUCUGCGUGUGACCCGGCGGGUCCAGGAGCGCGGCCCGUCCGUCUCCGCGGAAGAGGCGGUUCCACAGGCGGCCCAGUCGGCGACGAGAGG